Anopheles stephensi (Asian malaria mosquito) is the source of this 2212-nucleotide messenger RNA. RefSeq names its product probable 4-coumarate--CoA ligase 3. Lineage: Eukaryota; Metazoa; Arthropoda; Insecta; Diptera; Culicidae. The record is from RefSeq and is a predicted model, not a curated record. The transcript has 2 exons. Gene Ontology annotation, molecular function: long-chain fatty acid-CoA ligase activity. Gene Ontology annotation, biological process: long-chain fatty acid metabolic process; fatty-acyl-CoA biosynthetic process. Bases 499 to 2133 code for a protein of 544 amino acids.
ACACAGAGGGUAGCGUGGGACGGUAAGUGUUAACACACGGUACGAGAACCCGGCGCACAAGCUUGCUGAAAGGCAUUUGGGCAGUUGUUAUUGUCAUUGUCGUUAUUGUGGUCGGUCGCUUGAUUUCGGUCCGUCGGAUUCCGGCUCUACGUCAACGCUCCGUGAUACAUCAAAGAUCGCGUCACAUUCCACUUGGUGGUGUGGUUCGGUAGGGCUGGUUGUUUGACCGGUUGCAAAACCGAUCAUUGACAGGCGCACGCACACACUCAGACCGAUCUAGAAACGCGAUGUGGGAGAUACUCGAUGAGACUGCAGGUUUGUAUUACACAUCUUGAAGCAACAGAUAGCCACCACUUCAAGACGCUCCGAGUUAUCAAGCGACACAGCGUGCAAUUCAUGCAGAUAAGGGCAGUCGGAGUAGACGGCCACACAGUUCGAAGUGCAAGAUAGCAAAAGGCCAGUCUGUGUUUGAGCGUCGAAUCUGCUGGAAGCGUAACUAUGGCGCUGUGUACGUACGACGCACAGAGCCGCACGUGGUAUGGCAUACGAAUGGUGCCGAUCUACAACCCGAAGGCGAACGUUGGUGAGAUCCUCAACCACAUCCUGCUUCGCACACCCGAACGGAUCAUCCAGAUUGAUAUGGAUAAGGACGAGCGGAUGAGCUGUGCCGACUUUCGGACGCGAAUGAUCCGUUUCGUGCAGAACUUAACGGACGCCGGGCUUCGCAAGGGUGAUAUUGUAGCGAUGGCCAAUGCAAACAGCGUGAAUGUGGCUCCGUUGGCCUGUGCAGUGAUGACGAUCGGGGCAGCUUUCAAUCCAUUAGCGCCAGGGUUCAACGAGGAGGAUAUGGCACACAUGCUGCGUUUGACAGAACCCAAGAUGAUAUUCUGUGACGAUGACAAUGUGAAUGUAGUGAGCAACGCCGUCCGCAGUGUGUUUGACACCGAUCGACCGAUCUAUGUGUUUGAGAGUUCGCGCAGCAACGUGAAGCAUGCGGAAGAUCUACUGAAGGAAACUGGCCGAGAGGAACAAUUUGUACCACCGCAUGUGGGUGAUUCGCACGAGCUCCUGUCGAUGAUACUCUGCUCGUCAGGCACGACCGGACCACCGAAAGGUGUUUGCGUGACGCACGCACAGACGAUCGCGGCGAUCGGUUCCUUCCCGUUGGCGAAACCGAUGACCGUCUUCAACUUCAGUCCGCUCUACUGGGGCACUGGCGUUUUCAUGAUGCUCAGCACCUUCUCCGGUCCCUCGACGCGUCUCAUCACACGUCGUCCAUUCUCGGAGGAAGCGUUCUUCGAGGCGGUGGAAAAGUAUCGGGCUAACUUCGUCUUCAUGCCACCGUCGUACGCCAGCCAGAUCGUACGCCAUGAGCGUGUGGCACAGGUGGACUUCUCCAGCCUGCGGAUGCUAUCGUUGGGUGGAAGUUACGUGUCGGAUGGAUUGCGCGACCGGCUCGAUCGGCUGCUGCCCAACGGGCGGACGUACAAUUCCGUGGGUACGUCUGAAAUUGGUUGGGUGACGAGCGAUUUUGGCAAACGGAAGCCCGGGUCGGUCGGAACACCGACCGUUAACAUUACGAUAAAGAUUGUAGACGAUGCCGGCAACGAUCUGGGCGUUGGUGAGAAGGGACAUGUGCUGAUAAAGGGACCGGAACCGUUCCUUGGGUACUACAAGAAUGAAGAGGCCACUCGGACGACAAUCGAUGAGCGCGGAUUCACACGCUCCGGGGAUGUGGGAUACUUCGAUGAGGAAGGAUAUCUGUAUUUGAUCGAUCGGGAAAAGGACAUCUUCAAGUAUCGCGGGUUUCAUGUGUCUCCGAGUGAGCUGGAAGCGAUCAUUGCCCAGAUUGAAGGCGUUUUGGAGGUUUGUGUUGUUGCAAUACCGGCGGACGCUGACCGGACGACCGAACUUCCGACGGCUGCCAUCGUGCGUGUGGCAGGAAGUUCUCUCGGUGCAAAGCAGGUGAUGGAGAUUGUUGAUGGGAAGGUGUCUGACUUUAAACGGCUUCGGGGGGGAGUUUAUUUUGUGGAUCACUUGCCCAAGACACAGACCGGGAAAAUCUUGCGCCGUAAGGUGCUGGAGAAGGUGCUGCAGCUGGCGGAGAAGAACACCGUAACCACUUACGUUUAAUGUUUAUUUUAAGGUAUUUGGUAAUGGCUCUUUCAAAAGAAAUAAAUUUUCAAUUCAAAUAAAAAAUAUUUUCAACCUU